Coturnix japonica (Japanese quail) is the source of this 4836-nucleotide messenger RNA. It is a transcript of the gene SEMA4G, whose product is annotated as semaphorin 4G. The record is from RefSeq and is a predicted model, not a curated record. Gene Ontology annotation, molecular function: semaphorin receptor binding; chemorepellent activity. NCBI's taxonomy places the organism in Eukaryota, Metazoa, Chordata, Aves, Galliformes, Phasianidae. Gene Ontology annotation, cellular component: plasma membrane. Gene Ontology annotation, biological process: semaphorin-plexin signaling pathway; neural crest cell migration; positive regulation of cell migration.
AAAGCUUGUUUUGAAGUUGAAGAAACCUGUCUGCAAAGCCAUAGGCACAUCUCACCUCCUCCCAGUCCUGUGUGAUACUGGGUAAUGGAGGGGGAUUCAGAAAUGCUGUACAGAACCCAGUUAAGGGCUGCAGGAGGUCAGGCGGCCGCAUUUAGCUCGUGCCUUGUGGUUUAUAUUAUCCGAAUGCUCUCAGUGAUGUUCGGAUUGCGAGUUUUCCCGUCUUCCCCUGGGCUGCCAAACGCCUUCAUGUUCUGCCUUGUGGAUGUUUUGCCAGCUGAACUGAUGGGGCCCCUCCUUAUCUGGUGUUGAAAAGGACUUUCCGUGCCGAGGAACGGCCUGGGCUGCUGCCGGGAAGGCUCCGAGGGAAAGUAAAUUCCUCGAAGGGCUGGUCCUCAGCGAGGCGCUUUUAGUUUUGUCUGACUUCUUUCAGCCGGCAUUUCUUGGUCUUUGUAGUCAGGGAUUUGAAAGGGAGCUCUUUACCUGCUAUCAGGAGCGGCGCUGGGUGGUGACAGAGGGAAAACAUUCCCGUCUUCCUGCCUUGAUCCUGUGCCGUGGGUGCUGAAAGCUGCUCCCCCCGCCUGCUGUGAGCGCUGCCGGUCCAGAUGUGUGUUCAGGUUGCCUUUAAGCUGCAUUCAGACGCGUUGCAGCUCUUUGGAUGUCUCCCUCAGCCCGGUGAGCAGCACCUUCAUCUCUUCCAGCCUCCCUGCCCCCUCCCUGCAGGGAGGUAAUAAGGGAGGAGGUGGCAGCUCGGCUGGAAUCCUUCCAGCGUCCGUCAUCGAGGCGGUCCAGGCUCUGCCAGCAGCCCGGGGCCGCCCGAGGUGGCUUUACCCCAUGUGAUGUGUGGAGGAGGGCUCCCGACCGUAGGAAAUGGGGCCACUGGCACACACCCUGAUCCCCGUGUCUUCCUCUGGGCUCACACUCGCUGCUGCAGCUGCUAGAAGCCGGGUGAGCCACGCUCCUUCCGUCCUGCGGGGUAAAUAACAGCAAUGCUGCUUCGGGACUGCUGGAACGCAGAUGCUGUUUGCUGAGGAGCCGUGUCAGCCUUCCUUGUAAUUAAGAGCCUGGCAGGAGCGAGCGCGGCGGCCGUCCUGGAGAUGUCACCUCUGUCGGGGAGCUGACCGAGGUUCCCAGGCAGCCCAUCCCCAACAGCGGCUGUGCCAGCCCCUCUGGCUGGGGGCUGCCCUCGCUGGGUGCCAGGGACUGAGGAUGUGUGGGGGCACAAUGCGGCUGCUGACCGCCCUGCUGGUGGCCACAGCCAUGGGCUACCCCAACCGGCGCUCUGCCACCAACCUGGAUGCCACCCCCAGGACGACAGUCAGCUUUGAUGAGCUGCUGGGCGUGCAGCGGUUCAGCGGGCGCAGUCUGAACUACACCACGCUGCUGCUGGAGGACGAGCGGGGUGUGCUGUAUGUGGGGGCCAGGGGGGCCAUCUUUGCCCUCAAUGCCAGCAAUGUGGCUGAUGGUUCGCACCGUAUGAUCCAUUGGGAAGCAUCUCCAGAGAAGCAGCUGGACUGCCUGCAGAAGGGCAGGAACAACAAGACUGAGUGCUUCAACCACGUGCGGUUCCUACAGAGGCUGAACACCACACACCUCUACGCCUGUGGCACCUACGCCUUCCACCCGCUCUGUGCUUCCAUUGAUGCUGACAGGUUCACGCUGCCCUCCCGCUUCGAGGAAGGCAAAGAGAAGUGUCCCUACGACCCCUCCCGUGGCUACACCGGCCUCAUUGUGGAUGGUGGAUUGUACACAGCCACACGCUAUGAGUUUCGGAGCCUCCCUGACAUCCGGAGGAACCUGCACCAGCGGCCACUGAAGACAGAGGAGUCCCCUCUGCACUGGCUGAAUGAUGCUGACUUUGUGACCUCCGUACUGGUCCAGGAAAGCAAGGACAGUCUCGUGGGUGACGAUGACAAAAUCUAUUACUUCUUCAUGGAGCGAGCAGGAGAAGAGACCACGUCCUUCUUCGACAAGAGCCAGGUGGCUCGGGUAGCCCGGGUGGCCCGCGUGUGCAAGAGUGACCUGGGGGGGAAGAAGAUUCUGCAGCGCAAGUGGACGUCCUUCAUGAAGGCGCGCCUGGUGUGCUACAUCCCCUACUAUGAGGUGCUGCGCAGCGUCUGCAGCCUGGACGGUGGCGGCUGGGCCAGCACCGUCUUCUAUGCCGCCUUCACACUCUCAGCGCAGUGGAGGACGAUGGAGGCCUCGGCUGUGUGCCGCUAUGACAUCUCUGAGGUGCAGCGUGCCUUCGAGGGGCCCUACAUGGAGUACCAGGACUCCUCCCGCAAGUGGUCCCGCUAUGAUGGAGCAGUGCCCGAACCCCGGCCCGGCUCCUGCAUCACCGACAGCUCCCGCCGGAGGGGCUACAACUCGUCGCAGGACCUGCCCAACAGCGUGCUGGACUUUGUUAAGCUGCACCCGCUGAUGUUCGAGGAGGUGCAGCCGGCGGGCGGCGAGCCUCUGCUGGUGAAGAGGAGCGUGGCAUACAGCCGCCUGGCGGUGGACCGGGUGCAGGCCCUCGAUGGGCGCUCCUACGAUGUGCUGUUCAUGGGGACGGGGGAUGGCUGGCUGCACAAGGCCGUGGUGCUGGGCUCCAGCCUCCACAUCAUCGAGGAGGUGCAGGUGUUCCAGGACCCGCAGCCUGUGGAGACUCUGGUGGUGUCCCACAGACAGAGGAGCCUGUACGUGGGGGCUGCUAGUGGAGUCCUGCAGGUGCCCCUGGCCUCCUGCGCCAGGUACAGCUCCUGCUAUGACUGCAUCCUCGCCCGGGAUCCCUACUGUGCCUGGGAUGGCAGGGCCUGCCGUGACACUUCCAGCGGGGACAGCACAGGGCUGGUGCAGGAUGUGCAGAGUGGCAAUGUGGGAUGUCGGAGUGGCUCCGGUCGGGGCUCCCUGCCGUGGAAGAACCGCACGGUGCUGCGUGGGGAUGAUGUGCUGCUGCCCUGUGACCAGCGCUCCAACUUGGCACGGGCUGUCUGGCUGGUGAAUGGCAGCGAGGUGCCGGGCACGGGGCAGGAACGGCUGCGCAUUGGGGUGGAUGGGCUGCUGGUGACCAACACGAUGCCAGGACACAGCGGCGAGUACCGCUGCUACGGCGAGGAGCGUGGGCUGCGCACGCUGCUGGCUGCAUACAGCCUCACUGUGCUGCCCCAGCUGCCUCGUGCCACCGCCACCACCACCUCCGGGCCCGUAGCGGCCAGCCAGGCUUCUGGAGACACCAAGGUGGUCUACGUGUCGGCUAUCGUGGUGCUGGUGGUCCUGUGUGCCGUGCUGGGCACCGUCCUGCUCUACGUGUCCUGCCUGGAGAAGCGCAGGGGGAAGUAUGUGCUGGGGGAGCCGCGGGCUGUGAGCCCGGAGCUGCAGACGGUGUCAGGCAGCUGCCUGCGCAAAACCCGCGGGGAGGAGGAGGAUGAGGAGGAUGAAGAGGAUCUGGCGUAUCCCUGCCUGCGCAUCAUCCCCGGUGAAGCACCCACAGCCACCUUGUCCCCAGCCAAGGAGCUGCCGGUGGCCGUGCCCCCACCUCCACCGCCACCGCUGCCCACCGAGCUCACCAACGGGGUGGGCUCCCUGCCCAACGUCCUCCGCAAGAUGAAUGGCAACAGCUACAUGCUGCUGCAGCAGCAGGACGAGCCGCUGGCCUCACCGCUCUACAGCGCGUCCUUCACCGAGGAGCUCAGCAAGAUCCUGGAGAAGCGGAAACACAUGCAGCUGGUGGAGAAGCUGGAUGAGAGCUCCGUGUAGGACUGGGGUCCCUCCAGUCCCUUUUCCCACCCCUGCCAGCAGUGUUACAGACUCAGCGAAACUACCUCUGGGACCGCAGUGCCGGGCUGGGCCCGGGCUUGGCCAUCCCUAUGGCUUUUCACUCACUUUUGAGACUCAAUAUACAGAAAAAAAACCACUAUGGGAAAAGAAAGAGAAAAAUAUCCCCCAAAGAAGAAUCUAUUUAAAUUUGGGAGCUCUAUUUAUGUAUAAAAACCCACGGAUGGAGGCCACGAGCUGGAGGCAGGAGCCGGAGCACGGCUAAUGGUGGACAUGGGGAGGGAGGGCUUGUGUCUGUCUGUCCGUCUGUCCAUCCAGGCAGGAGAGACCCUGUCCUGGAUGUGUGGACCUGGUCCACCCCACUGGGCAUCCCCAGCCCUGGGUGUCCAGGCGCUGAGAGGUGGGUGCAGAGCAGGACUGUGGGCUCUGGGCUGUGCUGCCGGGCCGCCAGCCGCUGCCUGCUGCACGUGUGCUCCCCAGGGCUGCCUGCAGGAAGGAUGCGCAGCGAGGGACGGCGAGGAAGAAGAGGAGAGCUGUCCCCACAAGUGGGAUGAAGUUACCCGUGCCCACCAUCAGCCCAGGGGUGCUGCUGGCAGCAGGACUGCUCUCUGUGCUGAGGGCCAUGCACACCGGUUGGCUUGUCUGCAUCUUCGCCAUGUGCUGUGGGAAGGGACCAGCGUCCUCUCAGCAUCCUUGCCCUUCAGACUGGACACGAUGCGCUUCUGCAUCCUUACGUGGUGCCAGCAGUUGCUGGGAUCUUGGCUGCUGCCCCCAUGCCACGGACUGUCCCCUUGCACACUGAGGAGCUGCCCCAUGGCCUGCUCCAUGCGGGGCCUCCAGCUCCCUGCAGCCCCUCACUCCCUCAUCUACCUCUUCUCCCAAACCCUGGCGACAAGAAGGACACCCCAGCUCUGUCCCUCGUGUCCCCUCUGUCACACCCCCUGGACUGAGGGCAUGGCCCAAAGCACAGCCCCUCCCCGCCGGGCAUUCCAUUCCCUGUGUGGGGUGGAUGAGCCACCCCGAGGGGACACCGCAUUCCCCCUUACGGCCCCAGGGCAAUAAAGGUGACGGCUCCGCGUGGAA